Aureobasidium pullulans EXF-150 is the source of this 2146-nucleotide messenger RNA. RefSeq lists its product as uncharacterized. Gene Ontology annotation, cellular component: endoplasmic reticulum. The coding region runs from base 40 to 2037 and encodes 665 amino acids. The record is from RefSeq and is a predicted model, not a curated record. Gene Ontology annotation, biological process: GPI anchor biosynthetic process. Gene Ontology annotation, molecular function: hydrolase activity. Lineage: Eukaryota; Fungi; Ascomycota; Dothideomycetes; Dothideales; Saccotheciaceae. The transcript is spliced from 2 exons.
GCAGAAGCUCGCAACAAUGAGUGCGAACCUGCCAUUAACAUGAGCUAUCAGUAUGCGACGUCCUACGCGACAUCCAAAGAUGAGAAAGGCUUGACCAACAUGUGGCAGCGCCUUGUGCGACAAUGGCAGUAUGACGCCAAAGGAAAACCGACGACGAGACUGGCAAUUGUACGUCGUCGUCUGCUCAGGCUACCGACAGCCAUCUUCUUGCUAUGGUUCUUUGUAUUGCUAUGGGGAGAACGCAGUACCUUCAGCAGUAGCAUUGAUGCCUGCAAGUGGGACAAGUGGGAGAAAUGGCCUGCGGACGCACAACCUCAUCGCAUUGCCUUGAUCGCCGACCCUCAACUAGUCGAUCCACACACAUAUCCUGGUCGACCUUGGCCGCUUUCUUCCUUGACCAUCGUUGCGACCGACAAGUACAUCAAGCGAUCCUUCCACCUGUUACAACGCCAUAUCGACCCUGAUACAACCUUGUUCUUGGGAGAUCUGUUCGAUGGAGGAAGAGAAUGGUCUACACAUUUCGAAGGCUUCCAACCUUCGGAGCAGCAAUGGAAAAAGUACGGCGACAAGUACUGGUUGAACGAGUACGACCGCUUCGGCAACAUCUUCUUCACCCAGGACCAGGUCACCGGAGGUAUGCCCGCCCAUAAGGUCAAGAAGUUUGUCGCCAGUCUUCCGGGAAAUCACGACUUGGGCUUUGGCAAUGGUGUCCAAGUGCCCAUCCGAAACCGAUACCAGGCAUACUUCGGCGAGGGCGACAGGGUGGACAUUGUAGGAAACCACACCUUUGUCAGCAUUGACGCUGUGAGCUUGAGCGCCAUGGGUCAGCCAGACAGCUCUCCCGAACUCUGGAAUUCAACUAUGCAAUUUCUUGACAACGCCCAGUGCCUGAAGCACAAGGCUGUUCGUGCAGAGCUCAAGGAGCAACAGGGCCUGAUACCACACAGGAGAUGGGCUCAUGCGGUCACCACACCUCACGACUUGGGUUACCAGCCCACGAAGCAAGAGCUUGCGAAAGAGCCAAAGCCAGAGUUUCCUACCAUCCUCCUCAGCCACGUACCCCUGUAUCGUCCAGAAGGCACCCCUUGUGGCCCUCUUCGCGAAAAGUACCCACCAGCCGCGCCAAACCUCAAGCACGAUAAGCCCAACGCCAUCCGCAUCGCCGGUGGCUACCAAUAUCAGAACGUUCUGACGCAGGAGAUUUCGAAGACGGUCGCCGAGAAAAUUGGAAAUAUCGCACAUGCCUUCUCGGGCGAUGAUCAUGAUUAUUGUGAAGUGGUACACCCAGACUAUGCUUCAAGACACGACAGAGGCAUACGCGAAAUCACAGUCAAGAGCAUAAGUUGGGCAAUGGGCGUCCGCAAACCAGGUUUCCAACUAGUCAGUCUGUGGAAUCCCGUCGACGAAAAUGGAGAGUCUCUUAGAGAUGGUCCGACAUUACAAACCCAUCUAUGCCUCCUUCCCGACCAGCUAAGCAUCUUCAUCCGCUACGGAAUUCUAGCCGCCUUGUCCCUAAUCGUUUUGGCCAUGAACACCUUAGUUCAAGUCCGCAACGAAGAAGCCGCAGCCUCGAUGCCCACCCUCCCUACCUCGGAGCCAACCAACAAACCCCACUACAAGGACAGCGACAACCACGCACCUUCCAAACAACGCUCUCGAGCUCCCUCAGGCGCCACAAACUCCAUGUCCUCCUCCGACUCCAACGGCCGUCUCUCCGCCCGCACAACGAACGCCCGCACCCGCAGCAUAUCCCCAGCAGCAACCUCGUUCAACUACUCCCUCCCCACCACCCGCCCCGCUUCCUCCCUGAUAGAAAAAGCAGGCUAUUAUGGCUCCAACCCUGAAUAUCAAAUGUACAACAAGGAAGAAAUUUUCGACGAGAGUGAUGAUUGGGGUAAUCCUCUGUUCAAGAAACCGAGGCGGGCGAAAGUGCAAAAGACUUUUAGGAGGAAAUUGGUGGAUAGAUUUGGGAGGGAUUUUGCUUGGGCUGCCGGACCGGUUUUUGUCUUGUAUUGGUGGCUUUUGAGGAGGGGGUGAUGGGGGGUGUACUAUUAAUUCUAGUGAGAAUGAUAUCAAGUAUCGAUUGAAGACAUUCAGGAUUAUCCUUCAUCUCGGCCGCAAUUGUCCAUGAUGUUUUUCAAACAGG